Brassica napus (rape) is the source of this 3974-nucleotide messenger RNA. RefSeq names its product wall-associated receptor kinase-like 20. NCBI's taxonomy places the organism in Eukaryota, Viridiplantae, Streptophyta, Magnoliopsida, Brassicales, Brassicaceae. The transcript is spliced from 4 exons. The record is from RefSeq and is a predicted model, not a curated record. Bases 1855 to 3843 code for a protein of 662 amino acids. Gene Ontology annotation, molecular function: ATP binding; protein serine/threonine kinase activity. Gene Ontology annotation, cellular component: plasma membrane. Gene Ontology annotation, biological process: protein phosphorylation; cell surface receptor signaling pathway.
AGUUUUGGUGCAGACUUUUGAAGAUUUCUCUCUUCUUUGUAUGCUUUUGAUUGUAAAUCAAAAUUAUACUACUGUAUGCUUCUUAAAAAAAGUUAGAUUAAGAAUUGUAUAGGUUUCGAGGAUUAAAUUAAACAAACUAAUCAUGUAUUUAUUUCAGCUAAAGCUGAAGAUUGCUUGUAAAUUAACUUCAAAGGCCUCAUCAAAAGGUUUGCUUCAUGUAAGUUGAGACUUUCCUUUCACAUCUUUUCUUUCCUUCUCAUUAAUAUACAUUUUCUUCUCUUUCUCCUCAAUGUUACUUAUCGUUAAGGCACUAACAACAUUACUUACCCUCACGAUUGACCAUACGUGUGUGGCUUCAUAAUAUAACCAUUACGCUACAUCAUUAUCUCUACACAUUUCUCUCUUCUAUAUUAAUACACAUUGGUCACAAAUCCCAUCAUCAAAACAUAGAAAUCUCACAAGAAAACAAAUAGAAAUUUUUUUUUGAUUGUAACUGAAAAACAAAUGGAAGGUCUGAUUCCAUUCUUGUACAAGGCCAUUGUUAUGUAUAAAAUAGAAAGAAGCCUAUCGUCCGUUUUGUUCAGCGACCAUGACUCUCCUCCGCUGAUUUUGGACCUUCGCCUCUCAGGCGAUUCGGAUCAGAACGUACGUCAUGAUAUGUUCGAAAGAAAGUUGUCUCGCAAUAGCUAGGGACAUCACCAUGUUUCUGCGUAGGGACUAUGAUGAAUGAUUGAUGCGUAUAUCUAUUGGUCUACAUGUGAUUGUGUGGUAAUUGUAUAUUGACUAUUAUUAUAUUUGCAAGUAAUGUUAUUAUAAUUGCAACUCUCAUGAUACCAAACAUUUUCGUUAAAGUUAGAAGAAUAACAACGAAUACUUUUCUAUCCGAUGGUAUUUUCAUAAAGAUUUUCAGUAUCAUACUACUAUAAAAUACUUUCUCCGUUUCUAAAUGUAAAUAGUUUUAGCAAAAAAAGUUUGUUUCACAAUAUAACUAGUUUACAUAUUUCAAUGCAUUUUUUUCAUUUAUUGGAUAUUGUGUGACCAAUAAAAUAAUGUUAUGUUUUUAAUAAUUGGUUGAAUUAAUUGGUUAAAUGAUAUAUUUUUUUAAAUAACAAUUUUCUAAAUAUUCGUGUUUUUAAGCAAAAAUAUUUACAAUUAAAAAUGGAGGGAAUAAGAGGUGAUUAGACGUAUGAAAUCACAUCUAUUUAAAAUAGUGUCAUAGAGGUGAUUAGAGGGUUGUUGAUCCGAAGUGGCUCUCCAGUUGUGUGGGAAACGGGAACGGUAUCUCAAACUUGGAUACAUAACUCCGUAAUGAAACCGGACGCUCUUAAAGUUAUACAGUUUGUGAACAUAAAAUUCCAAAAGAUGUGAAAGACGGUGAAAUCUUUGCAUGUGCAGUGCUUUGGAUCUUGAAUAUUCUGUUCAUCUUUUUUUUUUUCUAUAACUUUAGUUUUACAAAGCAUACACUCACAUAGAGUUUUUUUUUUUUUUUUUGGUAAAAAACACUAACAUAUAUAGUGCCUUUUACACGCACAUAGAGUUGUCGACGAAUAGUAUAUAAAACUUGGGAGUCAUAAAAAUGUUGGGAUGAUCAUGACAGACAUUGAAUCUGCACAAUCUUCCUUAGAAAAUACAAACAUGAUUUUUUGAGCAAACCUAAAUAAAUCCUCACAUUUUCUCGUUUUACAACAACUCGGGAAUUGCUUAGUUUUACUUUUAUCACACUAUGAAAUACGUAGCAAUUGUAUAAACCACAAAUAAUAACAUUAAUAAUAAUCACCUUUCAUUAGUACAUAACCUUAACCUUUCUUCACAUACUCUGAUCACCAUUUUUCCACACUCAAUUAGUUUUCCAAGAUGGAGAACAAGCGAUCAUACUACGCCAUAUUGAUUCCAACUCUCUGGACCGUAUGGCUAGCAUGCGUAGGGCAAUCUUGUGCUCGUCACCCUAAGGUAAAACCUCCCAUGCCCGGACCACCACGGUGUCCCAACUGCGGACCCAUGGUUGUACCUUACCCGCUUAGCACGGGUCCAAACUGUGGUGACCAAGCCUACAAGAUAAAUUGUGUUGGGGGUAAGCUCUAUUUCGGUGCUCUUCAUGGGUCAUCUUAUCUCAUCACGUCUAUCAACCCGGUGACACAACGGAUAAUCAUACACCCGCCUGGUUUUGCUAGCUCUGGGUCUUGUCUCUCGGCCGAUGUCUCUAAAGCUGGUCUAGAGCUCGACCCACAUCUUCCUUUUAGCAUCACUAAUAGCAACACUAUCUUGCUGCUUGGUUGCCCUGAAGCUAUGCUGCAGGCGCCAAUAGAUUGUACCGGAACCAGCUUAUGCCACAGUUACAUCAAGAGCAAUGUAUCAGCUUGUUCCAAGGCUCCCUUUUGUUGCACCUUCAGAACCGACGGGUCUCAAAACGCUUACACGAUCAGGAUCAAUGGUGGAGGAUGUCUCGCGUACCAGAGCUUUGUGGGGUUGAAUCCAAACAAAGAGGUUCCACCUCCUGGUAAAAAAUGGCCAGACCCAGGGUUAGAGUUGCAAUGGACACUGCCUAAGGAACCGGUCUGCAAAACGGAUGUAGAUUGUAGCCUCUUGUUGGGUACUAAAUCAAAGUGCUUGCCUGACACUACGAGUCUCGGCCUGAAACGAUGCUUCUGCAAAAAGGGUUUGGAAUGGGAUCCGGUCAGCUCAACAUGUGGUAAAUGUCGCCAUGGGAAACUAUGCAAGAAAAAGAAGAAGAGCACCGUUGUUUUCGCAGGUGCGGCGGUUGCGGUUGUGGUGGUUACACUGGCGAUUGCGGUAGCGGUUCUUGCAAACAAACAUAGCCACAAAAGAGUUAAAAAAGAGAUCCAUAAGAACAUAGUGAAGGAGCGACAAGAGAUGCUCAGCGCAAAAUCCACAGGAAAAUCAUCAAGAAUCUUCACAGGCAGAGAAAUCACAAAAGCAACCAACAACUUCUCAAAGGAAAAUCUCAUAGGCACCGGAGGUUUCGGCGAAGUGUUUAAAGCUGUUCUUGACGACGGAACCAUAACAGCCAUCAAACGAGCAAAGCUUAACAACACCAAAGGCACUGAUCAAAUCCUAAACGAGGUUCGGAUUCUCUGCCAAGUCAAUCACAGAAGCUUAGUCAGGCUCCUUGGUUGCUGCGUCGACCUCGAGCUGCCUCUCUUGAUCUACGAGUUCAUUCCCAACGGAACUCUAUUCGAACAUCUCCAUGGCAGUUCAGACUGCAGCUGGAAACCCCUGUCUUGGCGACGAAGACUGCAGAUCGCGUAUCAAACCGCUGAAGGCUUAGCUUAUCUUCAUUCCUCAGCAAUGCCACCCAUCUACCACCGCGAUGUGAAGUCAAGCAACAUCUUGCUCGACGACAAGCUAAACGCCAAGGUUUCAGACUUUGGCCUCUCGAGGCUGGUGGAUUUGACAGAAACAGCUAACAACGAGAGCCAUAUCUUCACUGGCGCUCAAGGUACACUAGGCUAUGUCGAUCCGGAGUACUACAGGAACUUCCAGCUAACUGAUAAGAGCGAUGUGUACAGCUUCGGGGUCGUGCUUCUGGAGAUGGUUACAUCGAAGAAGGCGAUAGAUUUCAGUAGACAAGAGGAAGAUGUGAACCUGGUGAUGUAUAUGAACAAGAUGAUGGACGAAGAGAGGUUGAUCGAAUGCAUUGAUCCGGUGCUGAAGAAGACGGCUAGCAAGGUUGACCUGCAGACGAUGCAACAGCUCGGGAAUUUAGCAUCCGCGUGCCUUAACGAGAGGAGACAGAACCGGCCUUCGAUGAAAGAGGUGGCUGAUGAGAUCGAGUACAUCAUCAAUGUUCUGUCACAAGAGGUUACUGAGACACAGUUGUCUUAGGCACUCACCAAAAAAUGAACCUGUAUUCUUCUUUCCCUGUUUCCAGGUUAUGAAUUAGAUAAAGAAGAAAAGAGAAAGAAGAAAUGUAUUUUUUUUUUUUUUUUUGAAUUAAGGAGAUGAGUUUUGAAAAA